CUCUGCCGGAGGUGAUGGGUGCGGGACGCAGAGGCAGGGGCAGUGCAGCUGCAACGCACAGGGGGUAAAAAAAGUGGAAUUAUGCGCCGGUAGAAGUAGUGGAAAAGUGGAACUACAGCCAAGGGACGAAUGUCAGCAGAUUGUCCAGCAUCAGUGUCUCCUAAAUAAGUGUCUGUAAAGUUCAGCGUCCGAGUUCAGAAGUGAUGCGCUUGCGGUGAUAAAGGAUGCGACAGUGCGCUUCGCAGCCUGGUUGGACGUUCCUGACAGCUCUGCCGGAUUCAGACACAAACCACCAGUCGCUGAGAGUUUCGAGAGAGUUUUAUUCCUGGAGCUGAUCGCGGGGUGAUGAGAGCGCCUCUUCAGCCCCUGGGAGAUACUUCACGAACUUAGGCAGCACUCGGAUUUGGCGCAUUAACUGCGGGCUUUUAACUGCGUGCGUCCGAGUUCAUUUACGGCUGCGAGGUUAUAACACGACACGGUGCCGCGUUGCACGAAUCGAAAGGCUGCCCUUUCUUUUUUUGGAGUACUGGCUCAGACCUACAUAACCUGGAUUGCGGUCGAAUCCGUGGGUUUCUGCCGUAUUUUACUAGAAUAACACAGUCAUUCGCACACGCUGUUUACAGCCGUGAACUCGGAAACUAAUGCUUUUCAGCGGAAAGAUUAUGAAGGCUCGGAUACUUGCUCAGAGCUGGUGAAUACCGUGGAUUACCCCAAAAAAGCAUUAAAAACGCGCGGGCCGGUUUGGAGAGACGAUGGCACGAGCCUUCGGAGUUUUGCUGUUGUUUCUGCACACCUGCGCAGGGUCCCGCCUGCGGCAAGAGGACUCCCCGCCCCGCAUCAUGGAGCACCCCUCCGACCUGAUCGUGUCUAAGGGCGAGCCCGCCACCCUCAACUGCAAGGCGGAGGGCCGGCCCACGCCCACCGUGGAGUGGUACAAGGAUGGCGAGCGGGUGGAGACGGACCGGGACGACUCUCGCUCGCACCGCAUGCUGCUGCCCAGUGGCUCCCUCUUCUUCCUCCGUAUCGUCCACGGCCGGCGGAGCAAGCCCGACGAGGGCUCGUACGUCUGCGUGGCCCGAAAUUACCUCGGGGAAGCCGUCAGCCACAACGCCUCGCUGGAAGUGGCCAUCCUGCGCGACGACUUCAGGCAGAAUCCCAGCGACGUGAUAGUGGCAGCAGGAGAACCAGCGGUGAUGGAGUGCCAGCCGCCCCGCGGGCAUCCCGAGCCCACCAUCUCCUGGAAGAAAGAUGGUGUCGGUGUGGAUGACCGAGACGAACGGAUAACGAUCCGAGGAGGGAAGCUGAUGAUCACCAACGCGAGGAAGAGUGACGCGGGGAAGUACGUGUGUGUGGGCACCAACAUGAUGGGCGAGCGCGAGAGCGAGAUCGCCGAACUCACCGUGCUCGAGAGACCCAGUUUCCUGCGCAGGCCGAGUAGCCAGUCGGUGCUGGUGGAGCAGAGCGUGGAGUUCCGCUGUGAAGCUCAGGGAGACCCUGUACCCACCGUCCGCUGGAGGAAAGAAGACGGAGAGCUGCCCAAGGGCAGGUUCGAGAUCCGUGGGGACCACACCCUUAAGUUGAAGAGACUCGGCUCGGCGGACGCUGGCUCCUACACCUGCCUGGCUGAGAACAUGAUGGGCAAAGCAGAGGCUACAGCUACCCUCACCGUCCACGUUGUGUCUGUCCCGCCAGUGUUCGCAGUGCGCCCCCGGAACCAGGUGGUGGGGGCGGGUCGCACGGUGACCUUCCAGUGCGAGGCGUCGGGCAGUCCACAGCCCGCCAUCUUCUGGCAGAGAGAGGGUAGUCAGAACCUGCUGUUCUCGUCGCAGCCGCCGCAUGCCUCCAGCCGCUUCUCCGUCUCCCAGACGGGCGACCUGACCAUCACGGGCGUGCAGCGCGCUGACGGAGGCUACUACAGCUGCCAGGCGCUCAACAUCGCGGGCAGUGUCAUCACCAAAGCCCUGCUGGAGGUCACCGAUGUCAUUUCAGACAGGCCUCCGCCUGUCAUCCGCCAAGGUCCCACCAACCAGACGGUGGCAGUGGAUGGGACAGUUGUGCUGGGUUGCCAGGCAACGGGCACCCCCACCCCCACCAUCUUAUGGAGGAAGGAUGGCGUGCUAGUGUCCACCCACGACUCCCGGCUCAAACAGCUAGACACAGGGGCUCUGCAGAUACGCUAUGCCAAGCUCGGAGACACAGGCGUGUACACAUGUAUUGCGUCCACCCCCAGCGGAGAGGCGUCGUGGAAGGCCUACCUGGAGGUGCAAGAGUUCGGCAUCGCGGUGCAGCCUGGCAGACCCACAGACCCCAACCUGAUCCCCUCUGCCCCGUCCAAACCGGAGGUGACCGACGUCACUCGCACGUCCGUGUCGCUCUCCUGGAAGCCAGACCUCCACUCCGGGGCUACGCCUACCUCUUACAUCAUCGAAGCAUUCAGCCACGCGUCGGGGAGCAGCUGGCAGACACUGGCCGAGCACGUGAGGACAGAGCGGUUUGUUCUGAAGGGCCUGAGACCCAGCGCUGUCUACCUGUUCCUGGUGAGAGCGGCCAACGCCUACGGCCUCAGCGACCCCAGUGCCAUCAGCGAUGCCGUCAAGACCCAGGACAUUCCUCCCACCAGCCAGGGAGUUGAACAUGGCCAGAUCCAGAGGGAACUGGGGGACGUCGUUAUCCACCUGCACAAUCCCACAAUCCUCUCCUCCUCCUCCAUCCGUGUCCAGUGGACAGUGGAGCAGCAGUCACAGUACAUCCAGGGCUACAAGGUGAUGUACCGGGUGUCGUCCGAGGCCAGCCAGGUCCGGGGUGACUGGGCUGUGUUCGAGGUGCAGAGUCCGGCCGAGCACACGGCCGUGGUCGCUCAGCUCCGAAAGGGCAUGACCUACGACUUCAAAGUGCGACCCUUCUUCAAUGAGUUUCAGGGCACAGACAGCGAUGUCAAAGUGGGCAAGACCCUGGAGGAAGCUCCCAGCGCUGCACCAAGGGGUGUCACGGUAACGGAGAGCGGAGACAACGGCACCGUCGUCCUGCUGUCCUGGCAGGCCCCUCCGGAGGACGAACAGAACGGAGUUGUCCAGGAGUACAAGAUCUGGUGUUUGGGCAACGAGAGCCGCUACCACGUCAACCGCACGGUGGACGGGUCCACGUUCUCCGUCCUGAUCUCGGGUCUCGUCCCCGGGGUGCGCUACGGCGUGGAGGUGGCAGCCAGCACGGCAGGGGGUCCCGGGGUGAAGAGCGAGGUCACCUACUUCCAGUUGGACUCCUCGGGGCGGAUGACCCAGACGGUGGUGGAUCCAGAGAACACGCUGUCCCAGCAGAUCUCGGACGUGGUGAAGCAGCCGGCCUUCAUCGCUGGCAUCGGCGCCGCCUGCUGGAUCAUCCUCAUGGUGUUCAGCGUCUGGCUGUACCAGCACCGUAAGAGGAGCGGACUGAGCUCCAGCUACGCCGGCAUCCGCAAAGUGCCGUCCUUCAUGUUCACACCCACAGUUUCCUACCAAAGGGGAGGGGAUGCCGUCAGCAGCGCUGGCCGGCCCGGUUUGCUGAACGUUGGCGAGCCGGCAGCACAGCCCUGGCUAGCAGAUACGUGGCCCAACAACUGCACCAGUCAGAACGAGUGUAGCAUCAACUGCUGCACCUCCAGCAACAGUAACAGUGACAGCAACCUGGUCACCUACAGCCGCCCCGCGGACUGCAUCGGCAGCUACGGCAGCCAGCUGGAGGGCAAAGCAGGCAGCCUGCUGGCGUCGGACUCCGGCCUGUACAGUGACGUGGACCUCUCCAGCAAGCUGGGCGAGAUGAAGACCUUCAACAGCCCCAACCUGAAGGACGGGCGGCCCACGCCAUACGCCACCACCCAGCUCAUACAGGCCGGCCUGGCCGGGAACCACGGCAACCACGGCGGCGAACCUGGCGAGAAGCAGGUCUGGAAAGGCAGCACAGGCACUCCUCAGAAGCAGCAGGAGGUGACCUCACAGCUGCAGUACAACAUCAUGGAGCAGAACAAACUGAACAAGGACCACCGAGGCAGAGACAACACCAUGCCUGCCAGCAUCCCCUACAGCCAGGGCCCAGAGCCCAACCCCGCCAGGACCUACAGCAGCUCUGACCGGGGCAGCAGCACAUCCGGUAGUCAAGGCCAGAAAAAGGGGGUGCGAACCCCUAAAGUCCCCAAGCAGAGCACAAUGAACUGGACGGACAUGCUGCCCCCCCCUCCCAUCGGCCCCCCGCCGUGUCAGGACUACAGUCUCUGUAUGGACGACAGCUACGAGGUGGAGCUCCAGGGCCCCGUACCUCCCUCUUGCAUGUACCUGCAGCCCGACGAGCUGGAGGAGGCGGAGCUGGAGCGGGGCCCCACCCCUCCCGUGAGGGGCGAUGCCUCCUCUCCGGCCGCGGUGUCCUAUAGCCACCAGUCCACGGCCACGCUGACGCCCUCCCCGCAGGAGGAGGUGCAGCCCAUACUGCCACAAGCCCUGGAGGGGCCGCACGAGCACAGACGACAGUUAGCGAGCCCCCCCGCCCCUCCGCGUCCCCUGUCGCCCCCACACACCUACGGCUACAUCUCCAGCCCACUGGGCUUGGACGCAGACGGCCUGGAGGAGGAGGAGGAGGAUGAGGAGGAUGUAGAAGAGGACGGGGCGGACGAGACGGACGCCGAGGUGGCCCGCGUGCACCGGUGGCGCUCUGCCCCCGCCGCCGGCCGGCCUCCCGGCCCGGCCGAGCCUCGCGCGCACCUGCGCGGCCUGGAGCAGACGCCGGCCUCCAGCACCUGUGACCUGGAGAGCUCCGUCACGGGCUCCAUGAUCAACGGCUGGGGCUCGGCGUCCGAGGAAGACAACGCCUCGUCGGGUCGCUCCAGCGCGCUCAGCUCCUCCGAUGGCUCCUUCUUCACCGACGCCGACUUCGCCCAGGCCGUGGCAGCGGCCGCCGAGUACGCCGGCCUCCGUGUGGCGAAGCAUGUUGGGAAGGGCCAGCAGCAGACGGCACCUACAGCACGAAAAUACCAAAACCUGCCUGUGAGCCACCGUCCGGCAAGCCCCUUGUCUACGGACGGCAGCGUGAGCGUGGCGGCAGCCCCCCAGCGAAGGCCUCAGAGGAGACAGAAGCCGCAGGCAUCUGGACACGUGGGCUACCAGCGCAGCCUCCACGGCGCCGCCUACAACGACGACCUGCCUCCUCCACCCAUCCCUCCUCCUGCGCUGCUCAAGUCCCCCACCCACCCAGUGGCCGAGGCCCGGGACAGGAGAGCCGCCUCUGGAGCGCCGAAGCCCAGGGACCCCUCGGACGUGCGGACCGGCUCGUCGGAGCGCCGGGACGCCCAGGAAAAGCCGAGAGCUCAGAGAGGGGGCAAAGCCGCGAAGCAAGAGCCGAACACGGGUGUCAAGCCCCGCCAUCACCCAGGUCCGGAGGACAUCCCGCCCUACAGCCGGCCGUCCUUCCCGGCCCUCCAUGGUCCGCGGGGGGAGAGGGAGCCCAGCUCGUCUGGCUCCAUGUCUUCCCGGGGCUCUGGCGGUAGGCGGAGAGGAGAGGGGGCCCCAGGGAGCCGCCGGAACCAUCCAGAACUUAGCCUGAGUACCACAGGAGCCUUCCAGCCAGGAGAGGAGGAACUGGAGAUGGUGCAGAGCUGAAACAGAAACGGAAAUGCUGUCAGUGUGGACUCUAUUCUAGUAACCACCUUCAAUUUUUAACCAUCUCAACAAUAUAAUUUCUAUCAUAACUGCCCAUAUCGGAUUACAUCACAUCCUGAAGACUGACCAACUGAUCAUUUCUUUUAUUGUGCAUUUAAUGUUCAUUUUAGAACACAAAAACAAACAGGAAAAAAAAAUAGCAGAUUCAAAGAUUGAAAAGCGUUCAUAGCGUUCAUUGUUUGUUUGUUUUUUAUUCAUUGCAAUAUGGAGUAAUUAACUACUCCAGGUGGUGAGUACGCUCACUGAGUCUGAAACACGCCUAGCAUUACUGUUAAUAAGAUUAGCUGCAAGCUAAAAGGGACAGACAGACUUGUAAAUAAACCUGUAUACAUGCCUAAUUGUCUUUUAUAAUCUGUGUGGUACUUUAAAUUUGUCUUCCUUGGCUUAUUUGAAUAAUUUUUACAUUUUAUUAUGCCAGUAAAGAAAAUAGUUUUUAUCACAUCCAUCCUGGUUGUAAAUUGUCAUACCAUUUAAUCUGUCCCAGGAAAAGUGCCACAGUUGAGAUGUUUGGGUUGAUUUAAAAUUUUUUUCCCCUUUUGUAAUGCACUGUUAUUUUUUGUUGUUGUUUGUCAGUGUUUGUCGUUAUUUGUUUGACUUUGGUUUUAAAAGCACAAUCACUAAACUUUAUUUUGAACCAUG
Molecule: messenger RNA, 6320 nt
Organism: Electrophorus electricus (electric eel)
Lineage: Eukaryota; Metazoa; Chordata; Actinopteri; Gymnotiformes; Gymnotidae
Source: RefSeq, a predicted model, not a curated record